UACAAUGAACACAUGCAUUGACAUGUUUGUAUAUAAGGAGAAUCCGAAUGAAGUUUUUGGCAUAUUUCAUAGGCAAUAAAAAUAUCAAGUUGUGAAACUUGUGACCUUUAACAUAUUUGGGGUGUAAGAACAUUUGCCCUUUAUGAAAGGAUGACUGUAUAGUAAUAAAGUCACAUAUAUGCUGAAAUUUGACACCGAACGCAGUAUCAAAGGCUAAAACGUCAAGUAAUUUACCAAAACUGGCAAAUAUUUUAAGGAUGAUCCUGAUAGCACUUCGUGAAGAGGUGUGAGGAAUUCCUGCAGUCUACAUCAAGACACGUGUUUGUGUGGAAAGUGACAGUUUAUUGUCGGAGGUGUGGUUUCACUGUUGUAACAAAGGCAACAGGUUUACGCAAUGUUGACACCUGUACAAACCUUAUCUCGAAGAGGAACCGAUACCUGAACAUAUUACUGAUUACCCGUGAUGGAAUUAUCAAAACACAAUAAGAUGAUGUAUGCGCUCGCAGCCCUGUCCCUCCUUGCGUUACCUGUGCAAGCUGCGGACGUGUUUUCCACUUGCGCCUACGACAGUGACUGUCCGGCCAGGUCCAAGUGUCUCCCCAAUGGCUGCCGCGGAAUGAACUGCCUGUGUGAUCAGGACUACAUCGCCUCCAUGGACCUGACCAAGUGUUUGAUUGCCGGCAACAUAACGGACCCGUGCAACCGUAAUGUCAAGUGUAUCUCUAUCAUGGCCUUCUGCAGUAGAGGCCGAUGUGACUGUCAGAUGUUCUUCCGGAGAACCAACUACAACACCUGCACCUACCAGGGCCUCAAGGUUCUUGACGAGAAAUGCAGUCGGAGCAGCGAGUGUGCCGACCCGUCCGCCGAGUGCAAGAACGCCAUCUGUGUUUGUGGACAAGGCUUCCGUAAGAGGACGACCAAGGAGUUUUGGUCUGACCCGGAUGCAAUCAAUGAAUGUGUCGAAGAAGCUACAAAUUUGGAAUAUUGCAACGGGGAGAAAGUAGAGCCAAUAACAACGACAACAACGACGACAACAACUACAACUACCCCAACAACUACCACCACCACCACAACAACAACAACUACAACACCAACUACCACAACAACCACAACUACAACAACGACGCCAACAACUACUACAACUACUACGACAACGCCAACAACAACUACGACAACUACAACUACCCCAACAACUACCACCACCACCACAACAACUACAACACCAACUACCACAACAACCACAACUACAACAACGACGCCAACGACUACGACAACGCCAACAACAACUACGACAACUACAACUACCCCAACAACUACUACCACCACAACAACAACUACAACACCAACUACCACAACAACUACCCCAACAACUACUACCACCACAACAACAACUACCACAACAACUACAACAACAACGCCAACGACUACUACAACUACGACGACAACGCCAACAACAACAACUACGACUACUACCACGACAACGCCAACAACAACUACGACAACAACUACAACACCAACAACCACUACAAGUACAACCACAACCACGACAACUCCAACCACUACUACAACUCCUACAACUACAAGUCCUACUACUACCACUACAACGCCAACGACGACAACUACUACUACACCAACAACUACUACCACCACAACAACAACUACCACAACAACUACAACAACAACGCCAACGACUACUACAACUACGACGACAACGCCAACAACAACAACUACGACUACUACCAUGACAACGCCAACAACAACUACGACAACAACUACAACACCAACAACCACUACAAGUACAACCACUACCACGACAACUCCAACAACUACUGCAACUCCUACAACUACAAGUCCUACUACAACCACUACAACGCCAACGACGACAACUACUACUACACCACCGCCAUCAACUACAACUACAACUACUACUACCACUACAACACCAACAACUACAUCUACAACUACAACUACUACCACUACAACACCAACUACUACAACUACGAGCACUACUACCACUACAACGCCUACAACUACAACUACAACUACUACUACAACACUGCCAUCAACUACUACUACUACUACCACUACCACCACUACAACACCAACAACCACUACAACUACUACCACCACUACAACGCCAACAACUACAACUACUACCACUACAACGCCAACAACUACAACUACUACCACUACAACGCCUACAACUACAACUACG
Molecule: messenger RNA, 2215 nt
Organism: Haliotis rufescens (red abalone)
Lineage: Eukaryota; Metazoa; Mollusca; Gastropoda; Lepetellida; Haliotidae
Product: mucin-2-like
Exons: 6
Biological process (GO): extracellular matrix organization; cell adhesion
Cellular component (GO): extracellular matrix
Molecular function (GO): cell adhesion molecule binding
Source: RefSeq, a predicted model, not a curated record